UCGCCUCAUCCUUCUUCUUUACCUCUUCUUCACCUUCCACUACUUCUUCAUCCCUCUGCUUCAAUCCGAGUCAGGGCUCAGUCCCAAGCGAAGCAUUGCAUCGCCUCCAGCCAGCUCAGCUGUGACACCGUCGCGCGCCUCCAUCGCCAGCGACACUCGUGUAUGGCCCUCGACAAGAUCAAGAGCUUGCCUUCCCAUAUACUAUACUCCUUCCCCUGCUCAAGCUGGCAAUACUGUCUGCUUCCAUCUUUAGAGCCAGCUUGUUAUUCUCGUUCGUCUCGGCCGUUCGUCUCGAUCGUUCGCUUCGUUCAUUUCCAAAGGCUGCGUCGUCAUUGCGUCUGGUUCCGCCCCCACCAUCAUACCAAGGAGGUCCUUGCCCUCUUCCUCUUCUUAAUCCCCCUCUUGUGCUUCAGCUUCUCCCCCGCCUCCCUCCUCUCCGACCUACCUACAUCGUCCACUCCCAUCAGCCGCUCCUCGCCCGCUGCCGCUGCCGCUGCCGUCACCACGCCGUCCAGGACAUCCUCCUUCUCUUCCUAUCCCUCAACCACCGACUCUUCCACCGCCACCGACAGGUUGGCUACGACGCUGCCUACCACCUCCUUCACUACAUUCUCGUGGUCGGCACCCAUUGUUGAAGUCCUGGGACAAUCAUCGCACAAGCAAUAUGUCAUCUGUCAACGCCCAACAGGGCUCGGCCGCAACCAUGGCAGUAAAUGCUCGUCCAGCAGAAUCACGAGACGUGUCGAAGGCCCGGGCGGCUGCGUACUCUCACGACAACGUCUUUGCUCGCAUUCACGCCCGCGGCGAAGAUCCCGGCGCAGAUCCCGGCGCCGGUAUCGGUGGUGAUGGUCAAGCUGAGGCAGACCUUGAAGAUCUCGAGAUAUAUAUGGCCGCAUACCAACCGCCAGCUGGUCAGGGCGAUGGUACCCAGGUCGAUUCGCGGGUUCAGUAG
Fusarium falciforme is the source of this 952-nucleotide messenger RNA. RefSeq lists its product as hypothetical. The coding region runs from base 665 to 952 and encodes 95 amino acids. The transcript is spliced from 2 exons. NCBI's taxonomy places the organism in Eukaryota, Fungi, Ascomycota, Sordariomycetes, Hypocreales, Nectriaceae. The record is from RefSeq and is a predicted model, not a curated record.